Messenger RNA from Rhipicephalus microplus (southern cattle tick), 1049 nucleotides. RefSeq lists its product as uncharacterized. The record is from RefSeq and is a predicted model, not a curated record. Lineage: Eukaryota; Metazoa; Arthropoda; Arachnida; Ixodida; Ixodidae.
CCUUGUACAAAACCUGCGAGGGUUGCGUAACGCAGGUGGGGAUUAUCGCUUACCGUACGCCAGAGCUCGAGCCUUGCACCGUAUACGCGCCGCAGCAAGUUGUUCAAGCGGGUUGCUAUGCAGCAAGGGGCCAUCAUGACAGCUUUCUUCGCUAUCGCCUUGCUGUGCACCGCUUCGUUGACGAACGCGAUGUCGACCAUAACGAGGAUCGAUAGUUCCCUCAAUGACAUAGCUCCUUCAAGUGGAAGGGUGCUUCAAGGUGGCAGCUUUGUCAGUGACAGCGCUCUGGAGACCGCUGUGCGCACUAAUGACGGUGGUGUCCCAAUGGGCGGAGGCUUGGUGGGUGAUAUUCUCCUUGCUAGGUUUGGAUCUCCCCACGUGCGCAGACAUGUCUUCACCCAAGUAAGCAGUGACGGCAGAGUGACCCGCACCACCCAAACAACUUCCGUCGGUGGUGGAGCCGGCGUUCCUGGUAGUCCAGGAGGCGCUACCUUACGAAGAACGGAGACAACGUACCAAUCACCCUUUGGUCCGCAGCGCACACAAAGCUUCUUACUCACCUGGGGAGGCCCACUAGGGGCCACGAGCUUGGCAAACUCGACCGCAACGGCUUUCCAGGGCAACUGGCCAGGAAACAGUGGAUUUCACUACACGUUUCAUGGAGGCUACCCUACCAGUGUUUUCAAUUUUUUCCAAAAUAUUUUUCAUCCUUUUCUUGGGCACGGCUACGUGGGGCACCAGAAUGGCGGCUACGGCUCCGGUUACGUCUCUGGCUAUAGUCCUGCCUACCUCUCUGGCUACGGCGCUGGCCACAGCUCUGGUUACGGAUUUGAAAGCAACAAACACUUUGCGUAUCCAGGAUUUGGUGGUUACGCUUACACAGGUUAGCCUCCAGACCAAGUAUCUUGUGGUGACUGGAUUCGGCCGUAACUUUACACCGCCCUCAACGACGCGUACAGCCAGAAAGGAAUUUUGAAGGAAUGGUUUAAUGGACCAUUAUUGUAAUCGAUAUAGUUGGUUUGAUUGUUUAUGGAAUAAAAGAGUGUUAU